Tribolium madens (black flour beetle) is the source of this 2981-nucleotide messenger RNA. It is a transcript of the gene Nbr, whose product is annotated as exonuclease mut-7 homolog. The record is from RefSeq and is a predicted model, not a curated record. The transcript has 13 exons. Lineage: Eukaryota; Metazoa; Arthropoda; Insecta; Coleoptera; Tenebrionidae. Gene Ontology annotation, biological process: nucleobase-containing compound metabolic process. The coding region runs from base 244 to 2910 and encodes 888 amino acids. Gene Ontology annotation, molecular function: nucleic acid binding; 3'-5' exonuclease activity.
UGUGGAGGUUUGGUGACGACAACAAAACUGACUCAAACUCCCUAAAAGCAAAAAUUCGAAAAAUUUCCUGUUUGAUCGGGAAUAUUGACACAAUUGUAGUAGUAUAAAUUUUAUUCAUUUUAAACACAAAAGUGGAUUAAAUUAAAAUACGUGCUAUUUUGUACUUAAUUUAUCGCUUGUCUAAUCAGUAAUCACCUUACCUCUGGGCGUUUUAUUGUGACAUUUGACGUUGACAGUAAAAGAAUGAACGCCUAUAGGGGGAGAGGUCGAGGCAGAGGUUAUUCCCGUGGUGCGAAAACCAACCCACCUGUCACAAACAUGAGGAGUCCCCAAAACCCACGUUUGAAUACAAACCAGAGCAUAUCACAUGACAAUAAUUGUUGCAAUGGAAUAAGCAUCGUUUUAGAGUUAGAUAUCGACAGUGGCAGUUUCCUAAAUGAGCUGAAAAACAUGUGGAACAUGUUGAAGAAGAGUCCACCUGUUGUAAACAAGCUACAUCAGUACUUUCAUCUCUGUGAAAAUCCCUACGAACAAACUAUAAGAAUUAUGUACAAUUGUCAGGAAUUUAACAGUGCAAAGAGCAAGUCUCUACCAUUUUUUAUAAUAGAAGAGUUUAAAACUUGGUUGGGUGUAAAUCGGAACAAAGUCGUACAUUUUCUCACACCUAAGUUGAAAAUCGACGUAUUUAAAAUAAUCACAAAGCAAAAUGCACAAAACUUGACAAGACUUGUGGUCGAUGUUUACGAAAUGGCUCAAGAUGGGGCAAUUUUCGUGGACAUAAUCAAGUGCAUGAUUGAGAGAAAAAAGUACAAAGAGGCUUGCCAAAGUGCUGUGUUGUUCAAUUUACAAGAUAAAUUUUCAGUUGAAGAUUUUUUGCUUCCUCUCAUUUUGCAAGAUAAAUUGUACGGAAUUGACGAAUUUUUAACAGUUAGUCCUCGACAUCAAGUCGAAUUAGUCACACUUUUGGACUCUACGUUAGGUAGAACAUCAGUUAGGGAUGCCUUAGCGUCAUAUGUGUUCAAUUUAGACGUUCCUGAUAUCAAAUGGGAUAAAUUGCAUGCAAAACCCUUGAAAAAGUUUAUAACAAGACUUGUGAAAACGUUUAAACUCCCGUCAAACAUUACUCCAAAUUUGAAUAAACGACGAAAUGAGGGGGCUUUACAGUUUUUAUUGCACAAGAGAUUUAUCGAAAAUUCGUUUGGUGAUGAAAGUUGGAAAGAAAUGGUUCAAGAGGCUAUUGGAGAAGAUGAAGAAUUACAAAGAGAGCUUGUGGUUCAAGUUUGCACAUUUGGGGCUAUUUCUGAGGCUCUAUGGUGGGCACACUUUUACAAUAUUGAUAAACAAUAUUGGCCUUAUAAUGUUAGAAUGCUUGAGGAAAAUCCAGACGAAGAAAGGUUGCAUCAAAGAAAUAUUUUACCUGAGGAGGAGUCUUGGACUAAUGAUGAACUUGUCGAGUAUCAUAAAUUUUCUUUACCUUUCACUAGUAUUCAUUUGAUUGAUUCUGAAGAUUCUUUUGAGAGAUUUCUGGAUAGUGGGCUACAAGACGUGGAAAUUGUGGGAAUUGAUUGUGAAUGGAAACCAAAUUUUGGUAGUCAAAAAAACGAGUUAGCUUUAAUGCAAAUAGCAUCUAGAAAAAACGUGUUCAUUCUUGAUAUAAUCAGUAUAGGAACCAAAGUGCCACAUUUAUGGCAAGAACUCGGCAAAUUCCUUUUUAAUAAUUGUGAUAUUUUAAAACUAGGCUUUGGGUUCACUAGUGAUAUCUUAAUGAUUAAACAUUCUUUACCUGAACUUAAUUUUACCCCAAAACAAGUUGGGUUUUUAGAUUUGUUAUCACUGUGGAAGCUACUUGAAAAAUACCCGAAAGUAGUUUUGCCAUAUGAAGUACAAGGUAGUGGUCCCAGUUUGGGUACUUUAGUGAAUCAAUGUUUGGGCCGUCCUUUGGACAAGUCUGAUCAAUUCUCGAAUUGGGAAAAACGCCCUUUAAGAAAUAGUCAGCUUGUUUAUGCCGCACUUGAUGCUUUUUGUCUCAUUGAAGUCUAUGAUGUUAUCAGGAGUUGUUGCGAAAAAGCCGAAUUUCCCUUCGACGAGACGUGUUAUAAUCUCAUGACGAAUGAGAAAGGGCCGAAGAAGAAGGCCAAAAAACCGGUCCAAAAAAAGUCAAAGCCUCCCCAAGAUGAAGAGAUAGCACAACCCCCAUCUCCUCAUUCGAAUCAAGUGCCAGCUGCAUCGAUUAAAGUUGUCUGUGAUACAAUGUUACAAGGUUUAGGUAAGAAUCUUCGAAGAUGUGGAAUUGAUACUGCCAUUCUUGAAAAUGAUAUGGACCAUAUGGAGUGUGUUAGAUAUGCUCAAGAUGAACAACGAUUUAUUUUGACACGUGGAAAUGUUUUUAAUAAAUUGUAUGGAUAUGUGCCACUCGGACAUUGUCUUCGAAUUAUCAGUGAUAAUGUCGACGAACAGCUCAAACAAUUCGUUGAUUAUUUUAAAGUUAAUGUGACAGUAAAUGACGUGUUCAGCGUGUGUCAGUCAUGCAAUGGCCGAAGUUUCAUUAAAGUCUCACGCUCGACUAUGUUGGCCUUGACAGAAUCGCAAAAUUCCCUACGAUAUGUCCCCCCUGACUAUGAUCAUGACAUAGAGGAAGCAACUGGUUUUUCAAGUGAUGAUGAUUUUGAUUUUGAACCCGGACCACCAGUACAAACAACACGGAAAUGGGACCUUUAUUCGGAUGAAAAGCUCGAUGUUGGUUUGUGUCAAACGCAACGUGGGGCGAAAAUACAAGUGGGGAUGAUACCAAAUAGUGUUUUAGAAAAAACCGAUGUUUUUUAUGUUUGUGAAGUUUGCGGGAAAGUUUACUGGGAUGGGAGUCACUUGGAAAAGGUGUUAACGGGAAGACUUCAAGGAAUUGUGCAAUGAAUGCGUUUUUUUCUCUUAUUACUUAAAAUCAGCUUCGUUAUUUUGGAUUAAAAUACAUUAUUAUUGACUAA